UGUUCUAUCCUAACCAGCCAAUCGCCAAUGAAGAGAUGCCAGGAUAAGGCCCCUAACCCCGAUAGCACUAAAUAACAUCUGGUCUCAGUCACCUGGGACCCGCACAACCUGUCAAGUGCGGAAUACCCCACCAUAUGGACACGGAAUGAGCCUGGUGCUUGUUGCUGUUAUUGUGCUGGCCACACAGCUGGCUCCGUCAGCUGGUGGAUCAGCUGGCGAUGACCUGCGGUCACUGGAGGCCGAGUUUUACCGAUGGCGUGAAAUGGACUCCCCGGAGUUUACCACGGAGACUGGCGUCCACACGUACGACAACACAGUAGAAGAUUUUAGCAUGGUGUCUUUGGAGACGAGAAAGGCCAAAGUAGAUGACUUUAUCAGCCGACUCUCCACCAUCAGCAUCGACGCAUUGACGACAUCGGAGAAAUACAGUCAUGAAGUGUUUAACGACACUCUGUCCACGGUUUCGUUUAACCACCAAUGGCGCUUCUAUGGUCCCCUGAAUCCCCUCAACUUCUUAGAAGGCGACCAGAUCGAUCCUGCAUACACUGUACGCAUCCUUAAAUAUGAAACAAAACAGGAUUACGAGAAAUACCUCUCCCGGUUACAACUGUGGCCGACUAAGUUUACGCAGUACAUCACACGGUUCAAGGAAGCGGCCAAGAACGGACAUACGUACCAUCGAGUCUCAGUGGACAAACUCCCAGGACAGAUUGAACCGCUGCUGGUGGCAAACCCUGAGACCUCAGUCUUCUACAAGCCAUUCACCACUGACGUCGACAAGCUGCCCAUCUCCACAAAUGACAAAAACGAUUUGCGCACUCGUGGUCGACACGCUGUUGUGAAUCUGCUGCAAGCAUUCAAGGGAAUCAAGGAAUACCUAGAACAGGACUACAUCUUCCAGACACGCACCACGUACGGUGUGUUGGGGCUGCCUAAAGGUACAGACUUGUACAGGGCCUGCCUCAAGUGGCACAUCUCGGUGGACCUCACCCCAGAGGAAGUGCAUCAGAAGGGCAAGGAGGAGGUUGCGCGGAUCAGCUCAGAGAUACAGAGAAUAAUGCGGAAACGAAAUUACACUGGAACAGUGGCGGAAUUCUACAAACAGUUGAAAGAACAACCCCAGUUUCACCUGAACAGUGCCGAUGAACUCUUGAAGGAAUACCGAUAUAUGAUAUAUGACAGAAUAUACCCACAGUUGUCGAAGGCCUUCAAGAAUAUACCAAACCUCAAUGUCACUGUGGAGGCUAUGCCUAACGACGGACCAGGGGGGAUGUACGUAUCGGGGACAGCGGACGGAUCACGUCAGGGAGUAUUCCAAGUUAACCUUAAAAGGCCAAACGAAACAAACACGUUCAGUAUGAUGGCAUUGACUCUACAUGAAACAGUUCCUGGUCAUCAUCUACAGUCCGUGUACGCACUCACUGCCAGCCUGCCAGACUUCCAGAGAAAUAUUGAAUAUGAGAAAUAUUUUGCCGUUCCUUAUCACUUUCCGUUUUACACGGCGUACACUGAGGGAUGGGGUCUGUACGCAGAAUCUCUCGGAGAAUAUUUAGGUAUCUAUAAAGACGAUAACGAACUACUUGGUCGAUAUGGGGAGGAGAUAUUCCGUGCGUGCAGACUGGUCGUUGACACGGGAAUACAUUACUUUGGAUGGACACGACAGCAUGCGAUCACGUACAUGGCUGACCACACCCCGAUGGGCCAGAAUGAGAUUGAGAUAGAAAUAGACCGCUACAUCACGUGGCCCGGACAGGCAUGCGCAUACAAGAUUGGAGAACUUAAAAUAAAGGAACUGCGACAAACUGCUAUUGACAAACUUGGUUCCAAAUUCGACAUUGGAGACUUCCAUAGUCAGAUUCUGGAGAAUGGUCCAGUACCGCUAAGUCUCUUAGAGAAGAUCGUCAAUAACUGGAUAAACGGUGGUGAUGCCACGGGACAGAACUCUCCCAACCUGCCUCUGCUUCCUAAUAUUGUGGGAUAACUGCUGACUGAAAUGCAGAAGGGAUAUUAAGUGCCAUGUGUUAUACCCAACACUCGCACUCAACUAAAUACUGACAUAUAUUUAUGUUAAUCUAUACAAUAAAGGUACCACCUACCUUUUAAUGUC
Molecule: messenger RNA, 2107 nt
Organism: Haliotis rufescens (red abalone)
Lineage: Eukaryota; Metazoa; Mollusca; Gastropoda; Lepetellida; Haliotidae
Exons: 18
Coding region: 146-1981 (611 amino acids)
Source: RefSeq, a predicted model, not a curated record